GAGAAAAAUAAGAGUUGGUGACAUUUGCCCCAUCCUUUGUUAUCCUGUUCACUCUGAAGUCUUGGGUCGAACAAGAAAGGGAGAAAGAUGAUAUUGACACUCCAAACCCCACGUCCACUUUCUCGCCUCCCUCGCUUCCUUCCAUUCUCCACCAACACCUCCGCUCCUUCCUCCACCUCCCUGACCCCUCCGACCUCCUAGCUCAAGCCGACUCACUCGACCGCCGCAUCGCCGCCGGCGAGGAUGUUGGUCCCCUCGCCGGAGUGCUGGUGGCCGUCAAGGACAACAUUUGUACUGCUGAUAUGCCGUCCACCGGCGGGUCACGCAUUCUCGAAGGGUACCGGCCGCCGUUCGACGCAACCGCCGUAAAGAGGGCGAAGGAGCUUGGCGCCAUUGUUGUUGGAAAGACCAAUCUAGAUGAGUUCGGUAUGGGUAGCACCACUGAAGGUUCUGCAUUUCAGGUCACAGCCAAUCCAUGGGAUCUUUCUAGGGUGCCAGGAGGAUCAUCAGGAGGAUCGGCAGCUGCAGUUUCUGCCAGGCAGUGUGUGGUAUCACUGGGAAGUGAUACUGGUGGAAGCGUGAGACAGCCAGCAUCUUUUUGCGGUGUUGUAGGUUUGAAGCCAACUUAUGGGCGUGUCUCAAGAUUUGGACUUAUGGCGUAUGCGUCUUCACUUGAUACUAUUGGUUGCUUUGGUUCAUCAGUCGCUGAUGCCGGGAUUCUCCUUCAUGCAAUUGCUGGUCAUGAUAGAUUUGAUGCCACCUCAAGUAAUCAAGAUGUGCCCAACUUUCUGUCUCAUUUUGUCUCUGCUAGUUCCUUUGAAAGUAAGCCCUUGAAGGGUCUGAGAGUUGGUCUGAUCCGUGAAACCAUUGGUGACGGUGUUGAUGCUGGAGUAAUUUCUGCAAUUCAUUCUGCUGCUUCCCAUUUUGAGGAAUUAGGAUGCUCUGUAAAUGAGGUCUCACUUCCAUCCUUUUCCCUUGGGUUGCCAGCCUACUAUAUCCUUGCUUCAUCUGAAUCAUCUUCCAACUUGUCUCGCUACGAUGGUAUCAGAUAUGGAAACCAAGUUUAUGCUGAUGAGCUUGACUCUCUUUAUGGAAGUUCCCGAGCUAAUGGAUUUGGUUCUGAGGUCAAAAUGAGAAUUUUGAUGGGGACAUAUGCCCUUUCGGCUGGUUACUAUGAUGCAUAUUACAAACGUGCACAGCAGGUGAGAACCAUAAUUAGGAAUAGCUUUACAGAAGCACUCAAUCAAAAUGACAUCCUGAUUUCACCAGCAGCUCCUUCACCUGCUUAUAAAAUUGGUGAAAAGAAAAAUGAUCCCUUGGCCAUGUAUGCGGGAGACAUCAUGACUGUAAAUGUUAACCUAGCUGGACUACCCGCCUUGGUUUUGCCAUGUGGAUUUGUUGAGGGUGGGACUGCCGGGCUUCCUAUUGGUCUACAAAUGAUUGGUGCAGCAUUUGGUGAGGAAGAGCUUCUGAGAGUGGGACAUAUCUUUGAGCAGACACUUGAAAAUUGCAGAUUUGUUCCACCAAUUAUAGCUGAAGACAUUGCAAGCUAGUAUAAAUGAUCCUUCUACCUUUCGGUGAUCCAUAAAAAGUUACAUUAAUUCAUGACAAUAUGGUGGUUGAAGUAUUUUUUUUAAGGCAAUUCAGUACUAUAUGCUGGUGGCAUUCAAUGAUUCAAAUUAGUAGCUUAAGGAAUAUGAUUGACAGUAGCAAUGCGAGAUUCGUUUAGUUAGCUUUUGAUAUGGUGAAUGGGGUGUCACCAGCAUUUUUGGUUUUUGAUGAAAGACCCCCAACAGCUAUAAUUUGGUCAAUGUAAAACUGUGUUAGGUUGAUUUAUGUGUAAAGAAGCAAAUGGUUGUUUAGCACUUUCCAAAAAAUUUGGUUAAUGUAACUACUUCGUAUUAAGAAGUAUUAAGAAA
Molecule: messenger RNA, 1919 nt
Organism: Arachis ipaensis
Lineage: Eukaryota; Viridiplantae; Streptophyta; Magnoliopsida; Fabales; Fabaceae
Source: RefSeq, a predicted model, not a curated record